Molecule: messenger RNA, 2973 nt
Organism: Ceratitis capitata (Mediterranean fruit fly)
Lineage: Eukaryota; Metazoa; Arthropoda; Insecta; Diptera; Tephritidae
Gene: atl
Product: atlastin
Exons: 7
Coding region: 304-1911 (535 amino acids)
Biological process (GO): endoplasmic reticulum organization; protein homooligomerization
Molecular function (GO): GTPase activity; GTP binding
Source: RefSeq, a predicted model, not a curated record
ACGUAAGCGUGCAACAAAAACAAUAGAAAUUUAAUGGAAGAGUGUCAAUAUCUAAGAAAAUAGGUAUAAUUCGCCGUCAGUUGAAAAAUAAAAUAUUUUUGCGGACUAUUUCCGUAAAUUAAAAAGAAAAAUAUAUUUAGCAACCAUUUCCAAGUUUGAACAGCGGUGUUAUUAAAAUUCUUCUGCUGCACAUUGAAAUAUAUAUAUCAACCAACGUGAAAGUGCUUCAAAUACAAGACACACAAAACAAUUUUCCAAGCUGUCACUGUAGUCCGUAACAUUCGUACACAUACAGCCAUCAGUAUGCCUGGAACGGCAAUCCAGAUAAUAAACACCUCAGAGGAGCAUACGUUCUUGCUGAAUGAAGAUGCAUUAAGUGAGGUGUUGAUGCGUGAUGAGGUAAAGGAUCGUUUCGUUUGUGUCGUGUCAGUGGCUGGCGCUUUUCGCAAAGGUAAAAGUUUUUUGCUCGACUUCUUCUUGCGCUACCUAUACUCAAAAUAUGUGCGUCAUGAUGUUGUAACCGAUUGGCUUGGUGAUGAUAACGAACCGCUUACAGGUUUCUCGUGGCGCGGCGGCUCUGAACGUGAUACCACAGGUAUCUUGAUGUGGUCCGAAAUAUUCCUGCACGAUUAUCCAAACGGCGAUAAAGUGGCCAUUAUAUUGCUCGAUACUCAAGGAGCUUUCGACAGUCAGAGCACAGUACGCGAUUGUGCUACGGUUUUUGCACUUAGCACAAUGGUUUCUUCCGUGCAAAUUUAUAAUUUAUCGCAAAAUAUACAGGAGGAUGAUCUGCAGCAUUUGCAGUUGUUUACAGAAUAUGGUCGCUUGGCUUUGGCGGAUACAGGCAAGAAGCCGUUUCAACGUUUACAGUUUCUGGUACGCGAUUGGAGUUUUCCAUAUGAAGCCGAGUAUGGCGCUUUAGGCGGCGAUAAGAUACUUAAGCGCCGCCUAGAAGUGUCAGACAAACAGCACCCGGAACUGCAGUCGUUGCGACGACAUAUUGCAGCCUGUUUUAUGGAAGUGGCAUGCUUCUUAAUGCCACAUCCAGGCCUAAGCGUUGCAACCAAUCCCAAAUUCGAUGGUCGACUCAAGGACAUAACACCUGAAUUUAAACAGAGUUUGCGCACAUUUGUACCAAUGCUGCUAUCACCCGACAAUUUGGUAUAUAAGGAAAUCAGUGGCCAACGAGUGCGUGCGCGAGAUCUUAUACAAUACUUCCAAUCAUAUAUGAGCAUCUAUAAGGGUAAUGAGUUGCCAGAGCCAAAAAGCAUGCUAGUGGCCACCGCCGAAGCUAAUCAUUUGACAGCCGUUGCAGCAGCCAAGGAACUAUACAAUCAACUUAUGGAGGAGGUUUGUGGCGGUACUAAACCGUACUUAAGCACAGCACAUUUGGAGGCAGAACACUUCCGUAUCAAAGAUCAAGCGUUAUUCCAAUUUGCAUCUAAACGUAAGAUGGGCGGUGAAGAGUUCUCCGAAAAAUUCCGACAACAAUUAGACGUGGAUCUAGAAGAUUCAUAUGUCAAUUACAAAGCGCACAAUGAGAGCAAGAAUAUUUUCAAAGCUGCACGCACGCCGGCCGUGUAUUUUGCGGCAGCGGUUAUUUGUUACGUUCUAAGUGGAAUAUUCGGCCUAGUAGGCCUCUACACAUUUGCCAAUUUCUGCAAUCUAGUGAUGGGAGUCGCUUUAUUGACAUUGGCACUGUGGGCGUAUAUUAGAUACAGCGGAGAAAUGGGUGAUUUUGGUGUCAAAUUGGAUGACUUUGCGACGUUUAUGUGGGAAAACUUUAUGAAACCCAUAUAUCAAGGUUGCAUGGAGAAGGGCAUUCAGCAUGUGGCAACGCAUGCUGCCGAAGCGGCAGUCGGUGGACGCACAACAUCGUCUGCAAUGAACGGCAAGGUGAAGAAGUCAUGAGAAUACGCCCAAAAAUUACUUCAACAGCAACAGCAACAACAACAAAACCAGCAGCUUCAACAAAAUUCUAAAGGGAAAACAGCAACAACGAAAGCCAACAACAACAAUAAUGUAGCUCAACAGAAAGUUACCAGAAUGACAGCAUCUGUGACGCAGGGUAGUGAAGGUGGUAGCGAUUUUGGCAAAGCUUUGAUCAUGCACUUCUGGUCACGUUUUGUAGGUGCAACCGCAAGUGAACGGACAAACUUUGCUCAAACGGCCAAUACUGCAGCAGGUCAAAAUGCUACCUCCACUUCCCUGAAUAGUGAUGUCAAUGUCAGCAGCGGCUGCAGCACAGGCAAUACAGCAGGCAUGAAUAAUGCGGCUAGCAAUCGCAAAAAGCGAAGAUCUAAGAAGUGAAUGUAGUGUAUAGAAAGAAUAUUAUAUAAAAAAAAAAACUCGCCCAACACCUAUACAAAAUAUUUGUUAGCUAAAUUGCGUAUUUUUAACGCAUAUUUCAUUAAAUAAACUUCUGUAGACUUAUUGUGCAACUCAACGCGUUGAAAUAUAUUUAAUUGUAUUUCGAAAAAUUUCAAUAUUUCGACAUUAUUAUGAAGUUGCACUUUAAGACCAUAUCUUUGCCCAAUAGCAUUUAUCCUUUAUGCUAAACACUAAUAUAACUAAUAGCAACAUUUUUAAUUGAUACAUUGGCCUCGGUCACUGUUGUUGUUGUACGUAAAUAUAAAGAAUUUUUGUUACUAUUACAUACUUGGAUGAAUUGUAUUGUUUUCAUGCUGCCUUUUAAAGUAAAAUGAAUAAAAUUGAAACAUUUCACACUUGAAAUCAUGGGGCUUGAGCAUGAGUACGGCAAAUAAGAUUAAAAUCUGAGUUCAACUAUCGUAUUUUCUUUUUUUUGCAAUCACACAAUAAAUACAUGUAUACAACUUCGAAAUUCCCUAGCAACGCAGUGUUGAAUAUAAUUGAAGCAAUAUAAAUAGCUGCUGUUGGCGAAAGUCAUUCUUACUUUUAUUCCCGUUAAAAAUCGUCAAUAAAAUAUUCUUAGUAGAAAUAGUAAAAAAAAAA